This is a messenger RNA of Aspergillus alliaceus, 726 nucleotides long. RefSeq lists its product as uncharacterized. Lineage: Eukaryota; Fungi; Ascomycota; Eurotiomycetes; Eurotiales; Aspergillaceae. The transcript has a single exon. The record is from RefSeq and is a predicted model, not a curated record. Bases 1 to 726 code for a protein of 241 amino acids.
AUGUCUGACCCGGUACCCUGCGACGCGAAAUGUCAGCAUAUACCAGCGACACCAGUGAACCCGUCGAGACGACUUUCGCAAAUUUCACUGUCCAUGGCUAGUGUGACGAUGGAUCCGUCAAUAAUUCCGCCACAGAUGGAGACCGAAAACAGCUGCAGGUGUUCGAUGGAGGCCUUGCAAAUCUUGGAGGAGCUUCGUAGCGUUCACACGGUUGUGGAAUUGGAGACCAUCCUGGACUUGGUUCAGCGUGUGUAUGGACAAGGCCAGGCUAUGCUCAACUGCCAGGACUGUCGCAUAAGCCCUCCUCAAUCGUCGUCCCUCUUAACUAUUCCCGCACUGGCUGAACAAUGUCUUUCCUUAUUUGAGGCUGUUUGUUCAGCAUACAGCAUCACCUGCAAGAACUGCCUCUUCGACCCUAAUAUCCUCGCGUUUGAGCAACCCUUACCCCAAUUUAUCUGCAUUCGAAGCAAGGUACAGCUGGGAGAGACAGAGCUGGACGAGGCCGAGACCGGCAUGUUAGUUCGAACGCUUCUGAAUCGCAAUUCAGCGAGGCUGUUCGGGUUGUUAGAAACUCUUCAGGGUGCGCUUCGCGUGCUAUCCACGGAUGCCAGCCAGAGCCACCGAGCUGGGACGGCAACGCUCCGGGCAUAUGAGUCGUCCGUCCAGUCAACCAUGCACCGGUUCAGAACAUUCAUGGAGCAGAUGCAGGUCGAACAAGGUACAUAA